AUGGUCCAAGAUUAUGGUGUCAGUAUUGAGAAGAUACCGUAUAUAGCAGCUCUUGCCAUGCUCAACGUCUCAUCUCAUCUUGAACUGCAAUUUAAGGACCUCAUAGGAAUUGUUAAUGUUUCUGCUGUGAUAAUCGGAAUGCUAGUGGUCAUGGUCUACUGUGGAAUAAAAACUUUCGUCGCUUUGGAUCGAAUUCAGCGCCAAAGGGUGAAGCUUAUCCAUAAGCAGCUGUUGAAGGCGCUUAUAUUGCAGACUCUCCUACCGGUACUUUUUGUAUUCAUACCUGCGAUAUGUGUUAUAACUUUUUCAUUGUUUGAAAUUCGGAUAGGCAGCCAUGCAAACAUCGUAACCAUUUUACUGGCUAUAUGUCCAGCUUUGGACCCCUUUAUAUUGGUGUACUUUGUUCGAAGCUAUAGAAAUCAGGUUCUAAAGUACUUCCGACUACUUGCCUUCGUCUUUCCAUAUCCACGUUCCACAGAAACCGCCAAGGUCGAUUUGAUAUACUCGAUUAAUGGACGGCCAAGAGGAAGAGCGAUUUCUGAAUUCUGA
Cylicocyclus nassatus is the source of this 549-nucleotide messenger RNA. The record is from the annotation of a GenBank genome assembly. Lineage: Eukaryota; Metazoa; Nematoda; Chromadorea; Rhabditida; Strongylidae.